AUGUCGCAUUUUUCGUUGAUUCCGGUGGAUUUUGAAAAUGUUGAUUGUUUGGAUGUAGAUAUGGCUGAUGUUGUCUUGAAGGUUGGAGGCAACACGCAAGACUUUAGAGCUACUUUAGGUAUCAUUGGCUCUUCUACUCCAAUGGCAAUGAUUGGCUUAUAUCCUUGGAUGCAUCGGAAGAAUGGUCAGUUUGCUUCAUUGAAGGAAAAUUCAGCCUCUUCUAGUUGGGAUUUUACUAAGAGUUGCCUUCAAGGAGAUGGCAUACCUCGUCCAGAAACUGUUGUUCGAAGAUGUCAACAUUGUGGUGUUGGUGAAAAUUCUACUCCUGCAAUGCAUCGUGGCCCAGCUGGACCAAGGACACUCUGCAAUGCAUGUGGGCUUAUAUGGGCAAACAAGGGAUGGUUACAAUGA
Molecule: messenger RNA, 411 nt
Organism: Camellia sinensis
Lineage: Eukaryota; Viridiplantae; Streptophyta; Magnoliopsida; Ericales; Theaceae
Source: RefSeq, a predicted model, not a curated record